AUGGCGGGCCGUCAAAGAGAGAGGGAUGAAGACGCAGACAGAGACAGAGGAGCACAGGUGUUUCCCCUCAGCUGUCAAAGAUAUAUAUCGAAUAUUAUUUGGCGGGAGUCAUUACAUGGUCCUCUCUUCUCAACGUCUUCUGCCACCCUCGUCCUCCGGAGCACGCUAGCAGUUCGGGGUAAUUGCAGCCACGGGGCUCGGUCUGGGGUAAGACACGGAACGUCGAGGGUACCCGACAACUUACGGAGUACUUCGUUACCGAUCUGCCAGUGA
Messenger RNA from Nezara viridula (southern green stink bug), 273 nucleotides. NCBI's taxonomy places the organism in Eukaryota, Metazoa, Arthropoda, Insecta, Hemiptera, Pentatomidae. The record is from the annotation of a GenBank genome assembly.